AUGGGAGACAAGCUCGAAAGAGCUGCACGACGCUCGGCGACGUCUGCGGAUGAUGUGGAGAGUGUGGUGAAAGAGAAGGACGAACGACUCGAUGAUGAGAGUGGAGAUGCGGUUGUAGGAACCCAGGAAGAAGACUCCGCCUCGCCCAUCCCCGACGGCGGUCUCUGGGCCUGGCUCCAAGUCCUCUCGGGCUUCAUGCUCUACCUGAAUUCCUGGGGCAUCGUCACCUCCUUCGGCGUCUUCCAAUCCUUCUACGCCUCCACAUUCCUCGCGACCUCCUCCGCCAGUACAAUCGCGUGGAUCGGCACCAUCCAAGGCUUUCUCCUCGCUUUCACCUCCGUCUUUGCGGGCCCGAUUCUUGAUCGUGGACAUCCUCAUACGCUUAUCCUGCUGGGAGGGUUCCUUGUCGUGUUUGGGCUUAUGAUGACGAGUCUGUGCUCGACGUACUGGCAGCUGUUUCUCGCCCAAGGUGUCUGUGUGGGACUGGGUGCUGGACAGAUUUUUAUCGUCGCUGUUGCGGUUUUGCCGGGUUGGUGGGAGAGGUGGAGGGCGCUGGCGACGGGGUUGAGUGCGGCGGGGAGUGCGGUUGGCGGUGUUAUCUACCCCAUUGUGUUCCACCGCUUGCAGCCGGUUCUGGGUUUCGCAUGGGCUGUCCGAGUACUGGGAUUCAUCUCGCUGGGGACAUUAAGCAUCAGCCUAGCCGUGGCAAGAAUGAGGACGAAACCACCCCCAAGACCCAAAAUCAUCGACUUCACCGGCUUCAAAGAACUCCUCUUCACACUCUUCUGCCUCCUCAGCUUCCUCGGCGCCAUGGGCCUCUACGUCCCCUACUUCUUCAUCUCAUCAUACGCCCGCGAACGCGAAGGCCAACCAGGCGACCUUUCCUUCUACAUGCUCCCCAUCCUCUCCGCCGGCGGCAUCCUGGGCCGCUCCCUCCCGGGCCUCCUCGCCGACCGCUUCGGCUGCCUCCAAACCCUCACCUUCACCACGAGCGUCUCCGCCCUCCUCGCCUUCUCCUGGAUCGCCGUCACCACCUCCAAAACCGCCCUCAUCGUCUGGUCGCUCCUCUACGGCGUCUUCAGCGGGCCGUUUGUCAGUCUCCAGACGCCGACGAUUGCGGCUAUUACCCCCGAUAUGCGACUUGUGGGCGGCAGGAUGGGUAUGAGUACGUUUUGUCUGGCGUUGGGGGUUUUGGUGGGGAAUCCUAUUGCGGGGGCGAUUCAAAGUCGUGGGCAGUGGGUUGGGUUGCAGGCUUUUUGUGGGGGGACGUUGGUGUUGAGUGCGUGUUUGACGGGGGUUACGAUGGGGUUGAAGGUUCGGGGGGAGAGAAGAGAGGAGGAAGAAGAGGACGACUGA
Zasmidium cellare ATCC 36951 is the source of this 1356-nucleotide messenger RNA. RefSeq lists its product as uncharacterized. The record is from RefSeq and is a predicted model, not a curated record. Gene Ontology annotation, biological process: transmembrane transport. NCBI's taxonomy places the organism in Eukaryota, Fungi, Ascomycota, Dothideomycetes, Mycosphaerellales, Mycosphaerellaceae. The coding region runs from base 1 to 1356 and encodes 451 amino acids. Gene Ontology annotation, molecular function: transmembrane transporter activity. Gene Ontology annotation, cellular component: fungal-type vacuole membrane. The transcript is spliced from 3 exons.